UAGAACAAGGGGAAAGUGGUCUGGGCAUGGAACUAUGCACCAAAGUCAAGUUAUUAACGAUUAAAGUUGACUAUACGGCCUAUACAGUUACAGUAUGACAUGGUAGUUUUGAAUACUAAUAAAUCCAAAACUAUACAGUAAAAAUACAUGCAUUUUUGUGGGGUGAUAGUACACCUCUAGUAGAACAAGGGGAAAGUGGUCUGAGCCUGGAACUAUGCACCAAAGUUAAGUUAUUAAUUAUAAAAGUUUCACAGUAUGACAUGGUAGUUUUAAAUAAUAAUAAAUGCUUAAUUUUACAGUAAAAGUAUACAGAUCUUCAUUAGGCGACAGUUUUUCUAUACAUGCAAUAUUUUGUUUCGUAUUUUUCUAUAUUUUGAACAGACCAGACGUGUCGCUAUGAAAAGAGGAAGUCGCGACGAGCGUGUUUUGUGCUCUGCUGUAAAGCGCGUAAUACGGGCGCAAGACGUUUCCGAAGCGCGGCUGGCUGAACGACGGAUGAACGAACGACGGCUCACUUGACCGCAGUUGCCUCAGGGAGCCUCCACUAGCACCCACAUGUUGGCCGGAGCCGUGGCUGGGAUCAUGGAGCACUGCCUCAUGUUCCCCAUCGACUGUGUGAAGACUCGCAUGCAGAGCCUCCAGCCCGACCCCGCGGCCCGCUACAGGAACGUGAUGGAUGCCCUUCGCCGUAUUGUAGUCACAGAGGGAGUGUGGCGGCCAAUGAGGGGGCUCAAUGCCACAGCAGUUGGGGCGGGACCUGCCCAUGCCCUGUACUUUGCCUGCUACGAGAAACUCAAAAAGACUCUGAGCGAUGUCAUUCACCCAGGGGCUAACAGCCAUUUGGCUAAUGGUGCAGCUGGGUGUGUGGCCACACUGCUUCACGACGCAGCCAUGAACCCAGCAGAGGUUGUGAAGCAGCGCAUGCAGAUGUAUAACUCCCCCUAUCGCGGCGUGUUGGACUGUGUAUGUGCCGUGUGGAAGACCGAAGGCCCUGCAGCCUUCUACCGCAGCUACACCACCCAGCUCACCAUGAACGUGCCCUUCCAGGCGCUCCACUUCAUGACUUACGAGUACCUGCAGGAGCUGCUCAACCCCCACAGACAGUACAACCCCUCAUCCCACAUGUUGUCCGGAGCUUUGGCCGGAGCCAUUGCAGCUGCUGCCACUACACCUCUGGACGUCUGCAAGACCCUGCUCAACACCCAGGAGUCUCAGGCCCUCAGCUCCUUGUCUUCUGGUCAAGGCCCUGGCCAGAGCCAAGGUCAAGGAGCCCACAGACACAUCUCAGGCCUGGCCCAUGCCUUCAGGACGGUUUACAGGCUGGGCGGCCUGCAUGGCUUCUUCAGAGGAGUCCAGGCGAGGAUCAUCUACCAGAUGCCCUCCACAGCAAUCAGCUGGUCUGUGUAUGAGUUCUUCAAGUAUGGCCUCACUAAGCAUCAGCACGACAAGCAGAAGCGAGCGCAGCACAUGAAGGCUGAGAUGUAGAGAUCUCUUUAGUUUAACCUCUACUGAUAUUUUUCCCUGUGAAAGAAAAAUGAACGCACACACAGGCUAGAAUUCACCUCAGCUGCCCAGUCCCCUUCAGACAUGACAAAUAAGAAAGCCCUAUUCAUAGACAGUUAGCUGAAGUAACGGCAAAUCAUGGUUUAUGUUACAUUAUUUCUCUCCUUUAGUAUUAUGGAAGCCAUUAGUCAGGAGAUUUUUAAGUGCUACUAGUGACCACAAGUAGUUUCUCUGAACAAGGGAAUGCACAGGACUUGGAGGAGAAAUAGUCAGCAGAGGGCAGUAGUGUUACUUUAAGUGUUCAGUCAUUUCAGAAGUCCCUCUGCCCUAGGACCUCAUUUUCAUUUUCUCCCAUUCAAAGCCCAAGUUUGCAAAUGAGUUAUAACUGACUUCUAAUGCUCACGACCUUCUAGAUUUGGUCAUGUCGGGGGCGAGAUAUUUUGCUACCUAUUUGGCGUUAAACAAACCUUUUUAGUCUUUUAUCCAAAAAAUAUCAAAAUAUUUUUUUUUGGUCAAUUUGCUGUUCCCUUGUAUAAACUUUAAUGGGUCCUGCUAACAUGGCAACCCAACAAUUAACAUUUAUUUUUUAUCUUGAGUAAUUUAAUUGUAUAAUUUGAAAUAUGCUUAAUAUCCACAAGAAAUAUCUUUAUUUUGUUAAUUUGGCAGUAAUUUAAUUAAUAUAUUGGUAGCUAUAAUUCAGACUUUUUUCAUUUAUUUGUUAUAAUUUGAUUUCUUUAAAUCUCUUAUUACUGCUAAGACAUGCAUCGCUGUGAAGUCCCCCCAUUUUAUGAGUUUUUUUUCCCACUUUUGCAUUUAUUCAACUCGAGUCCACCCAACGCUCACCCUUAAUGCCUUGUGCCUGCAUCCGCUGCAGUGACUAGCCUGUUUUUAGCUUAUGAGGUCCACAGUUUCUGUGCUCAGCAGCGCAGGUUGUCCACAGUCUGCUGGGCCCAACAUGAAGUCACUAAAUUGUCACAGAGUUCAGUGUGUCGCAUUGAUUAGACCUUGAAAGGAGGCUGCCGAUCCUCCUAGUUGAUGUCUGAUGGUUUCCAACACUCAGUUGCAUUUCCAGAAUAAAAGCUGAGCAGAAGGAGCAUCUCACUGCUCCUAAAUGA
Molecule: messenger RNA, 2618 nt
Organism: Betta splendens (Siamese fighting fish)
Lineage: Eukaryota; Metazoa; Chordata; Actinopteri; Anabantiformes; Osphronemidae
Product: mitoferrin-2-like
Exons: 4
Coding region: 556-1485 (309 amino acids)
Biological process (GO): iron import into the mitochondrion
Cellular component (GO): mitochondrial membrane
Molecular function (GO): ferrous iron transmembrane transporter activity
Source: RefSeq, a predicted model, not a curated record